Hipposideros armiger (great roundleaf bat) is the source of this 6917-nucleotide messenger RNA. It is a transcript of the gene TMEM106A, whose product is annotated as transmembrane protein 106A. Lineage: Eukaryota; Metazoa; Chordata; Mammalia; Chiroptera; Hipposideridae. The transcript is spliced from 11 exons. The record is from RefSeq and is a predicted model, not a curated record. The coding region runs from base 425 to 1210 and encodes 261 amino acids.
CCCUGACUCCCAGACUCUCGGUUCCGCUUGUAGCUGUUUCUGUCGCUGUGGUCGCCCGGGGGUAGCGCUCCCGGCACCCUUCUUUCCGUUUGGGAGGCGAGGACCAAGGCACCAUCUGUGCCUCCUCCUAUCCCAAACAUAAGGACACGCGGCUACCAAGCUCGACAAACCGGCCUCUUGGGGUGUAUAGUGGGACGUGAAAUCCCCCUGAAUGAAGUUCCAGCUUCGUCAUCUCUCACCCUCCACCGCCACUCAGGACUCUGCUGAAGGGGUCGGGUAGCCCUGGCCGGCCCCAGCCCGUGGCUCUUGGCUCACCUCCCCUUACAGACCUUCCUCCCCGAAGACGCCCUCCCAAAUCUCUGUUCUGGCAGCUGGGAGGAGCCCGGGAUCCCAGACCUGAACCAGUGAAAAAGCCCUCUGAAAGAUGUGUGAGACAUUCUCCCAGCUGGGCUCGCGGGAGGAUGAAAACAAGUCGAUCCUGCCCCACGACCCAGCCAGUGACAGCAACGCUAUCGUCUAUGCCAGCAAUAGUAGAAGCAAGUCUUUUUCUUCCUGUGUGCCUUGUCAAAGGGCUGCUGGUACCAGCUUUGUGACUUGUCCCACCUGCCAGGGAAGUGGGGAGAUCCCUCAAGACCUAGAGAAGCAGCUGGUGGCCCUCAUCCCCUAUGGGGACCAGAGGCUGAAGCCCAGGCGCACGAAGCUCUUCGUGUUCCUGGCAGUGCUCAUCUGCCUGGUGACUUCCUCCGUUAUCAUCUUUUUCCUGUUUCCUCGAACCCCCUCAGCACGGCCCGCAGGCCUCAACUCCUCCAACGUGGCCUUUGACAAGGCUGAUAUUCAUCUCAACUUAACGUAUAUCUUGAACAUCUCGAAUAGUAACUACUAUCCCAUCACUGUGACCCAGCUGACCAUCGAGGUUCUGCACGUGUCCCUCGUGGUGGGGCAGGUCUCCAACAGCCUCCUCCUACACGUCGGCCCUUUGGCCAGUAAACAGAUGUUUUAUGCAGUAGCCAACAGGAUCCAGGAUGAAAACACAUACAAAAUCUGCACCCGGCUGGAAAUCAAAGUCCACCAUGUGCUUUUGCACAUUCAGGGCACCCUGACCUAUACCUGCCUGAGCCGUUCACAGCAGCUGGUUUUUCAGAGCGAUGACUAUGUGGACUGCCGGGGAAACAUGUCGGUGCCCCACUUGCUGGUCCCUCACCCGCCGUGACUUGCCUGCUGUCCCCAAACUCUAGACCACCUGCCAGCCUGGUCUGUAUCUCUCACAACUCCACAUUGCCCAAGGAAGGACGAUGGUGUCUUUGCCAAAGGAAAAGCACUGCUUUAUCAUACUCUCCCAUCCAUCCCUACACCCUCAACACGGGAAGCUUUCUGUGGAAGUUAAUUUCACACACACACACACACACACACACACACGCACUCUCUCUCUCUGAUUUCCAUAGGAACAGAAGCCUGGUUCUUCUAACGGCCAGAACCAGGUUUUCCCCUUGGUCUAUCUUGAGGAAAGUCUCACCUGACACUUUCUCAGAGCUACCUGCGAGUUCCUGGAGUGGCCCCUGCCUUUUCUGUUCUGAGCACCUUGGUUGCCCAACUCCUCAGAGCUGUCCUUCUGGGAGAAAACCUUUAAUUAUCAGGCUUUAAAAGCAUGAAUCCUUUUCAAGUUCCCCACCCAGUGAUGGGAAAGCAAAGUGGGGGACAUCCAGUGUUAUCGCCAGGGCCUUUCAGGGUACAUAGAUGCUCUCCUGUGCUUCCCUGCUUUGGUCCUGUGACAAAGUGAUGGUGAUAGUCUGCUACCCUCCUGGUAACUUGGCCCCUGCCCAUCUGACAACAGGAUUGGCUGAGGCCCUUUGGCUCUCCAUCCUUCCUGUUAUAAAGACUCUCCUGGUUCCUAGGAAGACAGAGCUAUUCCCCAGCUCAAGCCUCUCUCCAUAAAACAGUUUUUUUAUUCUCUUCACAGCAGAAGCCAAAGUAGUAGGAAUGAGGAGGGAGGCAUCUGGGACCCCUUGGGCCUAUGCAGGAAAAACAGAGACAAAGCCAGAGUCAUUUUGAAGGGUAUUUAUUGAAGGAGAGCUUCCGGCUGGUGGUGAGCCCACACCCUUGCCCAUGCCUGUGGACCCAGGCAGGUCCAACAGAGGGCCUACCUGCUCUCCCCUGAAAUCCCGCAGAGGCGAAGCUGUCAGUAUCCAGCCAAGCUGCUGGGCUCUGCUGCACCAGGGCCCACCCUUUGCUCCCAGAGGCCUCUGCUUUCCUUCAGGCAUUGACAGUAUGGAGUAGCACAUCAGUAGGGAUUGGUCUCGACCCUCUCCUCUUUGUUGUCACUCAGAGGAAGCUAAGGCCCAAGUACUCCAGGUCCCACUGGGCUCCAGGUGGGGGCGGUUUCUGUCUUUAGCCGAGCAGGAAUGGUAUUUGCUCACUACAGAUGGCUAAGAUUUUUAUCACUCAGGCAGGCGGAGAGAGAUGAGCUUAGGAGGUGAACAAAGCUGAACUUGAAGUAGGAUGGAUGGAGAGGGAGAAGUGGUGACAGACCUUGGUGACUAGCUGGCUGGGGGAACGAGGGGAAAGAUCUUGUGCUGUCUCCACGCUUUCAUGUCUGGGUAACUGGGGUCAAAGUGGUGCCCGCAAGAGCACAGAAGUCCAGGAAGGCCAGGGUAGAGCUUCUGCUGUGCGUAGGUCACCAAAUGGAAAGAAUUUAUAUUGUAUUCAAUAAACUCUACUUAACAAUGUUUAAAAAAAAAAAAAAGGUCUCCUGUGACUGGGAAGGGAGCUGGUGGACAUGUUCUCUUUUCCCCAGGCCUUGAGCUCCUUGAUAAUAUGUCCUGCCUUUCCGGCUUCUGAGGGAUGGCUACUAAAAAGCUUGUUCUCUCUCUCUCUCUCUCAUUGCAUAUCUCUAAGGUCCCUUCCAAUUUCAAUAUUCCUGUUCUGUGCCCCUCCUCCUUAUAUCUCCCCCAGAUGCUCCCCUCAGGAAACACUGCACUGAGGGGCUCCUUCAGUCUGACCCAAAGGCGAUGAUCCUGUGUGACCCAGUCCCAGCUGAAAGAGGGAGCUGGGCUGGGGGACCCUGGCGUCAGCUUCAGGAAGUGGUGAGGGGGAUGCUUGGGCCUUUGGAGCCUCUUGGCUGUCUGCUCCAUGGAAAGACUAAGACCCAGGAAGGAAGAAGCCUGUGGAUUUUUGUUGGCCAGUCCCCGUUCCCUUCCCAGGGUCCGGUGUCCUGUGCCUGAAGCUAUAUAUCCCCUUAACUUUAAGCUCUUUCUCUCCAUUCCUGCCUCCCAUCAUCCACUCAAUAGCUGAGUGUCUACUGUAGGCCAGGCAUUACACUGAACUUGGGGGUCCCUGCCUGCCACCUCUUCCUACUGCUGCCCAGGCCUGCUCUGGUGGGAGGCAGCCCCUCCUUCCCCGGCUAUACCGCAGUAAGCAUCAGCUAGAAGGAAGGUGUGAUGGCUCCUGAGAGUCAUAAACCUGAACCCCCAACAGAAUUAUCAUUGCUAAAAAAGGGCCAGUAGUGGAGCUGUAGACUUGGGGGUCCAAGGCCAAGUCCUUCCAUUGGCUUUGCCUAGAGAAGCAUGGAAUUGCCUCCCACUUUCUUCUCCCACCCUCUCCAUCCCCUUCCUGGGCCUUCCUGCCCCUUUCUCAUCUCAGUCUCACAGAGCUGACCAGUUUCAAUUCUUUCCACGAAGGAAUCACAUUUUAUUCCCGGCUAGCCUCUUAGAAUGGAACAGGAGGGAGUGGCUUUUAGAUGGAGAUGUUGCUGGGUGGUGAGAAGGUGGGGCUGCUCAUCUGUUUUUUACUGAUGGCCAGUGGGGUCUUGGGGUCUUAUCUGGAUCACCACUGCUGUAUGUAAUUCAUCGACUAAGAAGAGGGAAAGACAGGAGGCAAAACAAGUUAGUUAGCAGUUUCUGGGCUUGCUGGUUUCAGAACAUUGUAUUAAGCCUUUUGAGGCCAGAGGACUCGAAGUGAAAUGUUAACAGCCCAGUCCUUACCCUGAAAGGGCUAGGAAUGAGCCAGGCUCUAAGCUAAGUGCUUUCGAUGGCUUCUCUUGUAAUUGCCACAAACUGUCCUCAUGAUACCUCUAUUAAGGAUGUGGUAUUAUUCUUAUUUUAUGGAUGGAGCAGCUGAGGCUCAGAUUAAAUCACACUACCAGGGAGUGGUGAUCCUGACUGAGACCAACAACCUUUGACUUCAGGUCUUCGCCUUCCUCCUGCUCCAGCUGCCUCUACCUCAGUCAGCUCCUAAAAACAGCCCCUUUAUUUUUCAAGUAUCUUUCCAUUGUCAACCCCUCCACUCAUGCUUAGUGCGGAUGAACAACAGGCCUUACUUAGACAUUUUUAGGUGAUAAGGAACAGAGGACUGGGCCAUCCAGAAAUGACCUUGAAACAAUUGCAGCCCCUUCCCCCCACUCCUGCCAAGGACGCCUCUCUAGACUCCACGCGCGCUCACACACAAGCACACCCUCAGGCAGGCAGCCAGAGACUACCUGCCUUUCACACUGUCUCACCGUGAAUCGUGGGUACUUGGUGUAUUUAUCUGGGCUACACUGGUCUGAUUUCCUGAAACCUGAUGAUGAAACAAAGCACAUGUUACUCAUCUGGCCAUUUCUGAGACUCGAACAUGGCAGAGCUGGACUCUGCUAAGUGACUGGAGAGAGUGGCGGUGGGGGGCAGGUGGCGGCCCCUACCUGGGGCAAGGCACAGACUGAGCCCACCAUGAAAGUUCUCAACUAGGAAGUCGUGCUGUGACUCCCUGUUCCAGGCCUCCCAGGGCUUGGUAUAUCUGUUACUAAGCCUACAACUCAUAUCCCACCCCCGAUCACCCUCCCCGCCUCUGUCACCCUUGCCCUGGAGGAAGAGCUGACAACUUCUCAGCCACCCUCUGUAGAAGCUGGCAGCCUUCUUUGCAGCCCUAGGUUGUUGCAAACAUGCUCAGAGGGAGUGGUCCCCAAGUAAAGGCCAAGGGUGCUGGGGAGAGUCAGAGAGGGUGGGCUGACUGAUGUGGACUCUGGACUAUGGGCUGGGAUGGGAGCAAGGGGCUUCUUUCCCCAGCACCUCCCCUUUUCAGGCCCCCCACUUACUAGGGUCUUGAGGGAUUUUCGGCCCUUUUUGGAAUUUGUUGUUAAAGUAGUUGGAUUGCCCUCCAGCUUGAUGGGUCUCCACUGAGCCAAGCUGGAGACCAGGUUUUUGGGAAUCCUGGAGAUGGCACUUGGUGGUGUACUGAGUAAGAGGAUCCUGGGCAUUUUGUUGUCUUGGCUGAGGUGGUGGCUGUGGCGGGUGAGGCGGCUGUGGCUGCACCUGCGCCGGCGGCUGCUCUGAGGGCAGCUUCUUCCCCUGGGGUGACUGUGGUUGUGCGGGCUGGGGCUGUGAUUGCACCAAUGAUGGCCGUGGCAGCUGCCCGGACUCCUGAGAUGGCUGGGGUUUUUUCUCUGAUUGGCAUUCCUUCUCUUGGAAUUUCUUCAGUUCCUGGCAAGAAGCCCAGGCAAGUGACAUCCUCUUGCCUCCCACCCAGUCACCCAUCUGCCACACACUGCGAGGAGCAUUCCAAGGGAAUCCAGAGGCAGAGGUGGCCAGAGGGUCUCUGUUUCCUGGAGUCGGAGCCUGAGGCUAGAGGGUGGGCUACCUCCCUUCACCCACCACAACACCUGAGAACUGUUUCUCUGGUGACAGUGUCCCCUGGCACAGAUCCUGCCCGGGAAAUAGCAGUCUCUGAGCACCUACCUCCUAGCUUGGGAGCUGUGCACUGAAAACAGUUUGCAGUACUGAGGAUAAAGAAUAGUUUUGCAAGUGCUUUGAAACAGCACUGUCCAAUAGAAAUAUAAUGCGUGCCACGUGUAAUUUUAAAUUCUCUAGUAGCCACAUAAAAAGAGUGAGAAGAACCAGGUGAAACUAAUUUUAAUAAUAUAUUUUAUUUAACCCAAUACAUCCAAAACAUGUAAUCAAUAUGAAAACAAUACAUAUUUUAUAUUCUUUGUAUUUGUCCUAAGUCCUCAAAACCCAGCAUGCAUUUCACACUUAACAGCACAUCUUAUUUUGGACACUAUUUUCAGCAAAAAUAAUUAAUUUAGAUUUAGGCUUCAUAAAAUUUGCAGUUGAAAAAGUGGAUUCAUAUAUCUCAGUUCCAAACAAAGUUUUCCAACAGGUACAUUGAGUAUUUGUUUUAAAAUUGAUAUUUAAAUGAAUUAAGUGUAUAUAAAAUUUUAAAUUCAGUUCUUCAGUCUCACUGGCCAAAUUUCAAGGGCUCAUUAACACACAGGCUGGUGGCCACCCUAUUGGACAGCACAGCUUUAAAACUUCCCAGGCCUGAGCCCCCUCAAUUCCCCACUAGGCCUCAGCCUAGUACAACAGCAAAGCUGAGUCACCCCACCACAAACCCACAUAUACAGAGUCCAUCCAAGAGAACAUCAAAGGACCUUGCCUUCCACCUACCCCCAGCAGAACAACAUUCACCAGAUAAUAGACAGCUUCCUAGGGAUCUGUCUUCCUCCCCCAUUCCCUUCCUGUCCCUGGAAGGACACUGAUGAACCUGGCCCCUCUCAUGCACCUGCUGUUGCUGUUGCUGUUGCUGCUGCUCUUGCUGGGCCAUCAGCCACCUCCUCCGAUCCAAAGCCAUCUGCCGGCGGCGGGCCUCCCAGUGGAUUUCAGCAUCCUCUUCUGGUCCUCUGCUGAUUCCCCUCCCCCGCCAAAGGUCUCUGGAGUUACCUUUCCCUCAGUCCUCCAUCUCCUCCCCCCUGUGCUGAGUCAGGAGGAAAGAAAAUACAAAAUCCAGAUAUAAAUCUCUCUGGAAGCAUCAGAGCCUGAGUCCAGCUUCAGGGCUGAAGCCAGGAGAAGGCUACAAGUGAUAAAGGGGCUCCACGGCCGGCAGCCGGGGUGAGCUGCCAAGAGCCACCGUGAGCAGCCAUCCAGUGGCUGGCGACCAAUGUGCCUCACCCG